GAAUGCUGCAGCAUCCACUGAGUAAGGUAACGUGUGUGCAGGCAAGAGUAGGGUAAUUCUUGCUACCUGCUCUGCAGCUAAAGGGAUCUGUCCUCCCGUCAGCUCUCUGCUAUUGGAUUUACCUGGACAAUAAGCACAGAAUAGAAAGGGCGAUUUUAAGGAAGCAAAAGAGUGAUAGAAGGAGGCAACCAUGGCCCGGCUGAACUGGUGUCUGGCAGCAGUGAUUAGCUGGGGGAAGUUCCUCUUCUCUUGUUUCUUUCCAUUGAGAGCAGCUAGAAGAGACAAGCCAGAAGACUUUGAGGCUGUUCAUUCCCACACCUUCAAGGCUAAGUCCUUUAAAAAGGCCAAGAGUUGUGCAGUAUGCAAGCAGGCUUUGACGAAGGAGGGCCUGGUCUGCAAAGCGUGCAAGUUGUCCUGCCAUAAGAAAUGUGAGGUAAAGGUAGCCACAGCAUGUGAAUCUACAGCUGCUACAACGACUACAACGACUACAACUACUACAACUAACUACAAUCAGAACCAGGGAAUCACAAAGUCUCCCAAUAUGGAUUCAAAACGAAGACCAUCCAGGACCCUAAGUUUGAUGCAAAAAAUGGAGGAAAAUAAUGAAGUGGACCUGGUCUACAUCACAGAACGCAUCAUUGCUCUGUCUUUCCCUGAUGGAACAGAGGAGCAGAAAUACAGUGUACACCUGAGGGAGGUGACCAGCAUGCUCCGUUCUAAACACCAGCAGCACUAUCUACUGCUUAAUCUCAGUGAGCGGAGACAUGACAUCACCAAGCAGAACCCAAGGGUGCUGGACUUUGGUUGGCCCGAUCAUCAUGCUCCUGCUCUAGAUAAAAUUUGCAGUAUCUGUAAAGCCAUGGACACCUGGCUUAAUGCAGACCCUCACAAUGUGGUGGUAUUGCACAACAAGGGAAACUGGGGGAGAACUGGUGUUGUGGUGGGUGCCUAUAUGCACUACAGUAACUUAUCUUCCAGUGCUGACCAGGCAUUGGACCGGUUUGCCAUGAAGCGUUUUUAUGAAGAUAAAGCCAUGCCCAUGGGCCAGCCUUCCCAGAAGAGAUAUGUGCAUUACUUCGCUGGUCUCCUUUCCGGCCACAUAAAAAUCAACAACAAGCCCCUGUUCCUUCACCAUGUCAUCAUGCAUGGCAUCCCUAAUUUUGAGUCUAAAGGAGGUUGCAGACCUUUCCUCAAAAUCUACCAAGCAAUGCAGCCUGUGUACACAUCUGGAAUUUAUAACGUUCAAGGCGACAGCCAUACAAGCAUCUGUAUCACCAUUGAGCCUGGCCUGCUACUAAAAGGAGAUAUACUGCUGAAGUGUUAUCACAAGCGUUAUCAAAACCCCAGUAGGGAUGUGAUCUUCAGAGUGCAGUUCCACACAUGUGCAUUACACAAUUUAGCUCUGGUCUUUACCAAAAAUGACCUUGACGAGACAUUCAAAGCAGAUGAGAGAUUUCCUGAAUAUGGGAAGGUGGAGUUUAUCUUUUCAUUCGGUCCAGAGAAAAUCAAAGGGUUGGAUCAUCUACAGAAUGGACCUAGUGUCUCUGUGGACUACAACACCCAGGAUCCCCUGAUUCGCUGGGACUCUUAUGAAAACUUCAACAGGAGAUGUGAAGACAUUAAAGAUGAUGUUGCUCAUUCCCAAGGUCCAGUAGACGGCAGCCUUUACGUCCGGGUUCAGAAGAAAGACUCUCUUGAGGGAAUUGUGUCCGCCAGUGGUGCUUAUUCAACUGACCGUGCUCCUUCUGUAGCUGAACACGCACUUCCUCUUCCAGUUGCCAACCAUCCGCUACCAGCUGCAGAUCACGCCCUUUCUGUCAGCAGUGACUCAGGAAACUCUACGGCUUCUGUUAAGACAGACCGCACAGAUGAUGCUCAACAGUCUUUGUCAUCUUCAGGGCCUGUGAGCCAAGCUCCUCCUGAGACUGCAAUUAGCCCUUGUGAGAACCGGGAGUUGGAACAGCUUCUGAGUGGGUCAGAAGGACCACCACUUCUCCCUCAUCAGAAUUUCCUCUCUUUUGCCAACACAAGCCCAGGGGUCGGAGUGCGUCACCUUGUGCCCGCCCAGGUCCACGUGAACGGACAAGCAGGUGCUGAGCGUGAAACUGACAUUGUUGACGACGAGUUACCAGAAAGCCAGGUGGGAGAUAACAGUGCAGGCAGUCUUGGCACACUCUCCUCCUUCGGGGGUCAAGAUACACCAGCUGACAGCAAACCAGUCGCUGAGUCCACUGUAGUAGAAGUAGACAGACAACUUGGGAAUUUCUUAGAGCGGAGGCCUAAAAAGGAGAUGCCUGUGCACCAGCUUCGAGGGUCGUCAUCAGCACAUGGACUGAUAGAGUACAGUGGGCAGAACGAAGGAAUGUAUCGCUCACAGUCGUAUGGUGGCCUGAUGCUGGAUGGAGGACCUCGGUACUUGCCACAAGCUCCUGAACGUAACACCAGCAGCCGAGAGGCAGUGCAGCGAGGGCUCAGUGCUUGGCAUCAGUAUGGUCUAGUGGACGACCCCUUCUUUGGCUCAAAUGGUGCCUUGCCACGCUUCCCAACUCGUGGAGAUGGAUCACAGCAGGAUGUAGAACAGUCUAUAGAUGCCCUAAACAUGCUCAUGCUUGACUUGGAGCCUUCACAUACACCAUUUCCUAAAUCUCAGAGUGCUCCCCCAGGUGAGAACAUCUCAGCUUUCCAUCCACCCUUUGCCCAGACACUAGCCAGACCUUCUUACCAGGCUGACCAGGCCAUCUAUAGUGUCACUGGUGGCCCACCUCUCUCUUCCUCUGCCAGUUUUGGCCAGUCCUCACAAAGAUCAUCACCUGCUUACCCCAUGACUCCACUAUCUGAGCAGCAUCAAAGGGGUUACCAGUCCCCUCAGGCCCUUUCACCUAUCUAUCAGCAAGAUCCCUACAGUAUCCGUGGAGGUUCAGUUACAACACCAUCCCCAACUUUACCUCUUCCAUCUCCUAUCAAGCCCCAGUAUGUCUACCCAGGAAGCAGUGAGGUGUCUUACUCUCCAGACAUUCAGGGCACAUUCCCAGGCCCUCAGAAAAGCUACAGCACAUCAUCAUCCCCACUGCCCCCUGUUACCGUUGCAAAAGAACCUGAGGAGGAGACGCUAAACCUCGAGGGACUUGUGGCCCAUCGUGUGGCAGAGUACAACGCCCGCAUCCGGGGCAUCUCCAACAGCAUGUCCUUCCAGCCUGCACAUCAUCGUUCCUAUUCCUUUUCUGGAUCACAUUCACGUACAGUAACCCCAGAUGAAGCCAUGCCAACUACCCGCCGACGAACUACCAGUGAAAGUCAGUACCUCAGCAGCCAAAAUGACAGUGGAGCCCACAGGGUGUGCUCUCCACUAAAACCUGUAUCUCCAGACUUUGCGAACAAAAUUGCAAUGAACCCAGGUGGACAACCCAAGGAGAAAACUGUGCAUAGCUACAGGGAGGCCUUUGAGAAGAUGGAAUCAACUCCUUUAAGUCCUACCCGCAAUAGUGGUGGUGAGACACAUCUCCUAACGCCCACCUUUCCUGAAUUACCCAAAACCUCACCACAGACCCCCUAUUUUAACCCAUGCCAUUCUGGUCAGGGUGCUCUUUCAGCCACAGGCCUGAAGGCACAGAACCCUGCAGAAGCUCUGGUACAACAAAGCAGUCCAGAUUCUGAUUCUAGUGAUGAUAUGGAAGAACAACAUGGUUCCAUGGGAACAGGAGUCAGAGGAGGAGGAUUGAUUUCUCCUUUACAGCAUCAAUACUCUCCUGCUUUUGAAAGACCAGUUCCUCCUUCCCACACUUUCAAUCCACCUCAACCAGUCAACAAUGCUAGUUCUGAUGGUUUUGGAAGGCAGCCGGCCUUUGCAUCUUUUCCAUCUGAGCCCGUCCGGGCUCCACUCUUCCCAGACACCUUUACUUACCUUAACCCUGAUGAGGCCACUGUUAAUAUUGUGGGUGUUCAUCACGUCCCAGGAAGCCCCAACACACUCCACCGUACAGUUGCCACCAAUACACCUCCAAGCCCUGCCCUUCAACGUAGGCUUGGUGGUCCAAGUAGCCCUGCUUUGGGUCGACGUCUACCAACAUCCAAUGGCGGCAGUGAACCAACCACUCCCAACAGCCCUCUUUUGGGUCGCAGUGGCAAGUUCAUCCCGCCAAGCCCUGUGCUGGACCGCCACCAAUCAUUUGCCCCAGUUGCCACUAGCUCAGAUCACAGAGCCCCACCUAGGGGUCAAGCCACUCCAGAUGAGAGACAUGGGGCAGAGUCCAGGCAAAGCACCACUUCUUUGGUUCAAUCUGGACCUGCAACCCCUUCAUUUCCCCUAGAGCAAUCCUGUAGUCCCUCACUGUUCUUGCCCCUGGACAUAACAGCAGGAUCCAUUGCAGAGAAUUCUAAAAGUGUUCCGACAGACAGUACAGAAAGUAGGAAAACUCCCACUCCUACACAAGUGCCACCUGCGAUCGCCUCAAUAUAUGCCGAUGGACCUCCAGAUAUUAGAAUCAAUAUCAAAUUUGUUCAAGAUACAUCCAAAUUUUGGUACAAACCGGAAAUCUCCAGGGAACAAGCCAUUUGUAUUCUUAAAGAUCGUGAACCAGGAGCAUUUGUCAUUCGAGACAGUAACUCGUUCAGAGGAGCAUAUGGCUUGGCCAUGAAAGUAGCCUCUCCCCCGCCAAUGGUGCAGCAGAACAAAAAAGUUGGAGACAUCACAAAUGAGUUGGUACGACACUUCUUGAUUGAAACCAGUGCAAAGGGCGUGAGACUUAAGGGCUGUCCAAACGAGCCCUACUUUGGGUGUCUGUCUGCUCUCGUAUAUCAACACGCCAUCACACCUCUGGCUCUUCCAUGCAAGCUUAUGAUCCCUACAAGAGAUCCAAAUGAAGAGGCCUUGGAGCUAGCCACACCAACAAGUUCAACCAUGGAUUUAUUAAAGCAGGGAGCAGGACCUCCUAAACCUACUGAAGAUUUUUAUGCAUGUAAUGUUUGGUACAUAAACUCUGUGGAUAUGGAAUCGCUGACUGGUCCUCAGGCUGUUGCCAAAGCCAUCUCUGAAACACUUGCUGCCAAAUCCUCUCCUACAGCAACUAUUGUCCACUUCAAAGUGUCCACACAGGGCAUCACACUCACUGACAAUCAGAGAAAGGUUUUUUUCCGUCGUCAUUACCCAGUCAACAUGAUCACUUACUGCAAUUUGGACCCACAAGACAGAACAUGGAAUAAAGCAGAGGGUGGUGUAGCAAAACUUUUUGGGUUUGUGGCUCGAAAGCAAGGAAGCACGACUGAUAAUGUGACUCAUCUGUUUGCUGAGCUGGAACCAGACCAGCCUGCUUCAACCAUCGUCCAUUUUGUCUCCAAAGCCAUGCUGAACAUCCAGAAACCUUGAGUGACCACCUGGCAACCAUCUUGGUUUCUCCAUGAGUCUGAAUUUUCUCACCAAAGAGGAUUUGGUUAUACUUAUCUUAUUUUUCCAGAGUGGAUUAUUCUUUUUACAUACAUUAUUACUUUCUUUUUGUUGAAUAACUCUGGUGGUUGGGCUUUUACUCUUUCUUCUUUAUGAAGAUUUGAAAAUGAUGCUGGUUUUUUGAGUGAAGAUCUUACUGAAAAAAAGCAGAUUAAGAAUAUGUCAGGGUUAAAGUACUGUAGCAAGUGUAAAUGACAGGGAUAAAUAUUGUCCCUCUGGCCUUCUUUAUCAGGAGGCAGGACUUAAAAUACAAAUAAAAAAAUAUAAAUAAUAUUUAGAGAAAAUGCUAAUAUUGUGAUUGAACAACCAAAGGUAGAGUUCAGAAAAAAAUUAUGUCUGACAAUUAUUUUCUUUUUAUUUUGUAAAAAAGAAAAAAGAAAAGAUCAGACAAGUCAAAAACUCCAAAUUCUUCUUUCUGUGUCCUCCUGUGAAAAGUAUGAAGAAGCCAUUUUGCAUGUUUGCUUGCAAGAAUCAUAAGAGUAAGUCAUUUUCUCUGAAUUCAGAGGACUUUAGUUUGCUCUGCUGUUACUCAGAAAAGCAUUUUGCAGAAUUUAGCUUUUCACUUCAAAUAACAGACCAAAUCUGUUGAAGUAAAUGAAGAAAAAAAAUGUGGUCCAAAAAAUGGCAGAAAAUCACCUUGCCAAGUUGAUCACCACAUAAAGACUUGCUACACUUGCCUGUGGACAUGGAACUAGCAACUACACUGCAGUCACUGGAAACUUUAUGCUGAGAUUCUAUAUCCAUAUGGAUAGUAAAGAACACACUGGCUCUACCCACAAAUGUCCUGGCUGUGGUAGUAGAUGUUUAGCUUUUUCUGAACUGUGCUCAACAUCCCAUUCACAGCUUUGCCCCAGUCAGUGACGAAUAUAAGACAACAUUUUGUUGCAUACUAUUUGAGUGCAUGGGUAGGUCCAUUUUGUACUUGUCUUUAAAAUGUAUUAUGACAAACCAUGACAUUUAAUGAAUAUUUAUUUUUGUUGCAGUAUUACUCAUGGGUAACUAAUAUUUAAAAAUAGUGUAUAGUCUACAGAAGAAGAAAAAACUUGACUUAAAAGUUAAAAAUGAAUUAUUUUAGCUAAAAUAUCAAAAAUCAGGUUUUGAGAAGCUCUUGAUGUAAAGUGUAUGUUGCAAUUUUUGUCUUUAUUUGAAUGUGUGUUCACUGUGUCACUGUGUUAGGUGAUUUAGAAUGAAAAGGCAUGAAUGUGGAAGAAACUGCAAAAAAAAAUAUUUUAGAUUAAAGAAAAACACCAAUAUAUGUAUAGAAAUUUGCCAUGAGUGCUGCCAUUAUGUGUGUGAUUAAAAUAGCUCCUGGAUUGAUAUGGAUUAUGUUAUUGGUCGAAGGGAGGUCAGCUAUUUGCUGUUUUCUGUGGAAAUGUAAAAGAGGAAAUGUAACAAUAUGUUUGCCAAAUGUAUAUAGAAUUUCAUGUAAUGCACUUUCCAUCUUGUCAAUGACAAGGUUAUUAUAGUAGGUUCAUUCUCUGUUCACCAUCAUUAAGUGCUUUAUAAUCAUAGAUGGGGCAAAACAGAUUGAACAUUUAAAAAAUAUCAUCUAAAGUAAAUGACAGGAUGAAAAGUGUUUUAUUAUAGAUUUCUCUAUUACAAGAGGCAAUGUUGGUACACUUAAACUCUGAGUUAGGUAAGCCAUUAGUAAGAAAGUCAAUGAAGAUCACCUGAAAUGUGUUAGCAGUGCAAUAUUUACUGUCAGGUUUUACUGUCUUUCAAAUGUGAGUUCUGGAGCUGCAACACGUUCCACUGUUUCAAGAACAGCGAUCAUGGAUGAAAUGAGAGAAAAUGUGGGGUUUACAGUCAGUUUUGUCUAUUUUCAAAUGGUCAAAAAGGAGCAGUUUGACAGACCAUGUGCAGCUGAAAAUAAAAAAAAAAUCUUAAAGUGAA
Molecule: messenger RNA, 7333 nt
Organism: Labeo rohita (rohu)
Lineage: Eukaryota; Metazoa; Chordata; Actinopteri; Cypriniformes; Cyprinidae
Gene: tns1a
Product: tensin 1a
Exons: 34
Coding region: 191-5362 (1723 amino acids)
Biological process (GO): fibroblast migration
Molecular function (GO): protein binding
Source: RefSeq, a predicted model, not a curated record